This is a messenger RNA of Ictidomys tridecemlineatus (thirteen-lined ground squirrel), 2155 nucleotides long. RefSeq names its product small integral membrane protein 15 (gene Smim15). The record is from RefSeq and is a predicted model, not a curated record. Lineage: Eukaryota; Metazoa; Chordata; Mammalia; Rodentia; Sciuridae.
UGGAAGUGGGAGUCCGCGCUUUGGGGGCGAUGCAGAGCGGCUGAUGGCUGCCUCUGUAUUGGUGUCCGGGUGUCGGGCAGAGGUGGCCGCAGCGCAAGGUGUGGCGCGGCCGACCCGGGUUCCCUGAGUCCCUCUACUCUGCGAGCCCUCCCGGCCUGAGGCGGGAAUUUAAUGCUCUCAGAAGUAUACUGUGGAACCAAAGAAGGCAAAACCACCAAGGGUCAUCUGAAAUUGUGCUUGGCUCACUGAUAAUCCCCGGACAAAAUCAGAGAUCACUACUCAAGCAUAAGAAUUUUGAUUCAUCAUACAGUCUUUUUCCUGUUGUCCAUCCCCAGCUGACCCUCCAGUUUUCCUAAGACUGCUACAAAGAUGUUUGACAUAAAGGCUUGGGCUGAGUAUAUUGUGGAAUGGGCUGCAAAAGACCCAUAUGGGUUCCUUACAACAGUUAUUUUGGCCCUUACUCCACUGUUCCUAGCAAGUGCUGUACUGUCCUGGAAAUUGGCCAAGAUGAUUGAAGCCAGGGAGAAGGAACAAAAGAAGAAACAAAAACGUCAAGAGAAUAUUGCAAAAGCUAAACGACUCAAAAAGGACUGAAGGAAUGAAUAGGCUCUGCAACCAGAGAAAAAUCAUUUGGAAAAUUAUGCAGCUUUGGAAGGACUCACUAAGGUUUCUUUGGAUUUCAUGAUAGUAUUAUUUAGUAAAUGAAAUGUGAUCAUGUAGAAGAAUCAUGUUUUGACCUCCAUACUGUAGUUUUAGGCUUGGGUACCGAAGUUUGUUGGUAUCUACUGGCAGUUAUAAAUAAGCAUACAUACAGGUUGAGCAUCCCUAAUCAGAAAAUCUCAAAAUCGGAAUGCUCCAAAAUCCAAAAUUUUUUGUGCAUAAACAUGAUGCCACAAGUGGAAAACUGCAGUCAAACACAAGUAUGCUAAAAAUAUAUAAAAAUACCACAUAAAAUUACUUUCAGGCUAUACGAAACAAAUGAAUUUUGUGUUUAGACUAAGGUUCUGUCCUCAACACAUCUCAUUAUGUAUAUGCAAAUAUUUCAAAAUCUGAAAAAAAUCAAUUCUGGUCCCAGACAUUUCAGAUAAGGAAUACCCAACUUGCAACACAAAUUCUUCAUAGGUGACUAAGUCAUUUACCAUUUUGCAGCUUUUGCACUGAAAUGAUUAUGGAGAAAUGAGUUUAGAUUGUGAACUUUAUUCAAAUAGUGGCUUAAAAUGGGAUCCUGCUCUGAACAAAGCAUGUUAAGAAUAUAAGACAAUUAUCCUUUCUGAGGUGAAAAGUUUGUUCUUAAAGGAGAUACAGUAUAUUAAUCACAUCUUUCAUCAAUGUACUCAUUUUUGGAUUUCUUAAAGUAAAAUAGUAUUAAUGAGUAUACAAGUCUGUUUUCUUCAUUUUUUUUCUGAUUUUAGCCUUUAAGUAAACUGGCAAUUAUCAAGACAUCUCUCAUUUUUAAAACCUAAUUUUAUAAAGAAUUAUCUUGAUUAUGUAGAAUACUGUCUUCUGGUUAUAACAGUCUUUGUACUUAUGAACAUUGCCAUUUUCUUAAGAGAUGUGUUGUUGAGAAGAAUGACACUAUGAUUUAAAGCUUGUAGUAAAAAGGCCAAAUACUGUAAUAUCUUGGAACCAUUUUAUUUUUGUGUUAUAUAAUACAGUGAAACAGUUAAAAAGUUUUAUCAGGUAAUUUGUUGGUUAUAUAGAUGGCACUUUUGGUUUUAUUCCAUUCUUAUCUCAUAGGUAGUUAUGUCCUGUACUUUUUGAUCCAAAAAGUUUGAGAUAAAAAUUGAAAUUUCAUAUUUUUUUAAUAUAGUUAACAGCUAAGCUAUAACUUCUUCAAUGGUAAGAAAGGCUUAAAAUUUGGGAAGAUUUUGACGGGUAUAGUAAUAAUUGUACAAAUAGAAUAAAAUUGUAUUCAAAAUGAGAAUGGUAUAAUUGAAAGUACAGAGCUAAAGGAUCUUUCAGUUAAGUAGUAUAACUGGAACUUUGACUAUUAAACAUGGCUUUUCUAAAUGCAUGGUCCAGUAAUUUUAUUCAUUGUAUUUAAUAGCUUAUUAAUGUUUCUGCACCUCUGAGAAUGAAUACUAAGUAAUUGUCCAACAGCUCUCAUUUUAAAAUGAAACCAGAUAAUGAAAUAAAUUUGAUACUUUUAUAAGAG